UCAGACCACAAAGUAAAAAGGGCAAAGUAGACAUGAGAAUCAGUAGAACUCAAAGAACUCAAAGAAGCAGACGUGAAGUGAAGCUGAAUUUUAUUCCAGGAUGAAGAUCCUCCUCCUCGUCAUCCUCUACCUGAUCUCAGGUCCAGUAGACUGCUCUGAUGUGAUUGGUUACUCAGGUGGAAGUGUCAUUGUUAUCUCUGAUAUAAACUGGUACAAACACAAUAGUAAAUAUAUCUGCAAAGUGAAUGAAAAAGACUGCACUGAUAUAAUACGUGUUGACACCAAACGCUACCAAGUUCAAGAAGGAAGAUUCAAGUUGUAUUCAACCCCAGACAACUUCUUCUUAGUAUUGAUCAGAAAGCUGAAGCCACAAGAUGCUGGAAUGUAUAGAUUUGGACUGGGGGAUCAGAGCAACUUGACCAUGAACCUAAAAAUUUAUAAUAAUACAUCUUCCGGGUUGCCAAAAAUAAUAAACGCUUAUCUUGGGCAGAAUAUUACCAUCACCUGUAACUAUCAAGGGGAGUAUGAGAGCAACACCAAAUAUGUCGACACAGUGAAUGAUGACAUUAAAAUUAAACCAAUUCUUGAUACUAACACAAAUUUUAAGAACGGCAGAUUCUCCAUUUCUGAUGACAGAAGUGCUAAAGUUCUCAGUGUGAACAUCAGUGACGUGAGAGAAACUGAUGAAGUAUUUUAUUUAUUUGGUGUGUAUUAUGGAGACAGAUCAGUCAGAUAUUGGACCUACUUUACACAGGUGUGGCUACAUGUUACAGACACCAACCUGAUGACCUCAGCAGCACUGAUAGAAACUCCAUCUGCAGUGUGUUUCACUUCCUCUAUCAUCAUCAUCAUCAUCAUCAUCAUCAUGCUGCUGGUCGGAGGAUGUGGGCUAAUGAUCUACAAAAUGAGACAGAAGAGAACACAAGAUAAUACAGACUCACUCAAGAGAAAAGAGAAUAAACAACUUACUCCUGAUUAUAACACAGAUUCAGCUUCUGUGUAUGAAAACAUCAAAAUGAGUGCAUUUUAAACUGCACCAGAGAAAGAAUCAGUCAGAACUUCCUGCUCGAGCUGCUGAACUCUGUUGUGCUUAAUGUUGUGAGCUGCAUCAUAGUGGCUCAAAUCUCAACUCUGUACUGUGUCUCUUCACUUCAUUACUGUACUGUGUGUGUGGUUGAAGAGUUGGUUAAAGAAUUGAAAGACUUAAAUAUGAGUGACUAAAAAAAGACAAUGAGGGAUCAGAUGCUGUACCUGGACAGCUGGAAGAAGAUUGCAAAAAAAAGGAAGAUUAUAAUGCAUUAAGUUUUAUUUUCAGAAGUUCGGGAGAACUCUGAAUUGCUUUCCUUUUUCUUAUGUUCAUGUAUUCUCCUAUAAUAGAAUUGAUAAGAUUAAUAUUGCUUAUUUUGCCUGUAAACAAAUGUUUCUUGCAGUGAAAUCUUAAAAAACCAUGGUGCAUUUGUGGGUGAAGUCUGCAAAUGAAGUGUUUCAACACACGCUGUCGAAAAUUCGAUGGUGAGAGAUAGUUUCAGUCAUAUCUGCAGGAAGGUAGCUGCAACCAUAUAACCAUAUAUAGAAUUGUUUAAAGAUGAGGAACAAACAUGAGUAGCACUCUGAGGGUUGCAGACAAGAAAUGUUUGGAGGACGAAAUUUGAUGUUGGCUGUCGAAAAAGCCCAAGGGGGGCCAGACUCGAGCAAAAUCCAACUUGCAAUAGCAAUGUUACAAAGUGUAUAUAAGGAUCAUGAAAUUUCAUCUUGGUGUGCAUUCUAGUGUACUGUGGGCAGCCUCAGUACAUGUUAUACUCUAUGUGCAUCAGAGAACAUACACAAGCUUACACUUGGAGAGUGUUUCUUGGUUUGUUAUAAUCUGCAUUUUAAUAACUUUUACUUAUUCUAAUACUGUUUGAUUAUUUGAAGAAGAUUUUAUUUGUAAUUUCCUUUUAUUUUACUUUACA
Molecule: messenger RNA, 1952 nt
Organism: Tachysurus fulvidraco (yellow catfish)
Lineage: Eukaryota; Metazoa; Chordata; Actinopteri; Siluriformes; Bagridae
Exons: 7
Coding region: 101-1030 (309 amino acids)
Source: RefSeq, a predicted model, not a curated record